Messenger RNA from Phacochoerus africanus (Common warthog), 4197 nucleotides. RefSeq lists its product as uncharacterized. The record is from RefSeq and is a predicted model, not a curated record. Gene Ontology annotation, biological process: DNA integration; proteolysis; virion assembly. NCBI's taxonomy places the organism in Eukaryota, Metazoa, Chordata, Mammalia, Artiodactyla, Suidae. Gene Ontology annotation, molecular function: aspartic-type endopeptidase activity; nucleic acid binding; zinc ion binding.
AUGGGACAGACGGUGACGACCCCCCUUAGUUUGACUCUCGACCAUUGGACUGAAGUUAAAUCCAGGGCUCAUAAUUUGUCAGUUCAGGUUAGGAAAGGACCCUGGCAGACUUUCUGUGCCUCUGAGUGGCCGACAUUCGAUGUUGGAUGGCCAUCAGAGGGGACCUUUAAUUCUAAAAUUAUCUUAACUGUUAAAGCAAUUAUUUUUCAGACUGGACCCGGCUCCCAUCCCGAUCAGGAGCCCUAUAUUCUUACGUGGCAAGAUUUGGCAGAAAACCCCCCACCGUGGGUUAAGCCCUGGCUAAAUAAACCAAAAAAGCCAGGUCCCCAAAUUCUGGCUCUUGAAGAGAAAAACAAAUACUCGGCCAAAAAAGUCAAAUCCUCUCCUCGUAUCUACCCCGAGAUUGAGGAGCCGCCGACUUGGCCGGAACCCCAACCUGUUCCCCCACCCCCUUAUCUGGUACAGGGGGCUGUGGGGGGACCCUCUGCCCCUACUGGAGCCCCGGCGGUGGAGGGACCUGCUGCUGGGACUCGGAGUCGGAGAGACGCUACCCCGGAGCCGACAGAUGAGGUCGUGACAUUACCGCUGCGCACCUAUGGCCCUCCCAUGCCGGGGGGCCAAUUGCAGCCCCUCCAGUAUUGGCCCUUUUCCUCUGCAGAUCUCUAUAAUUGGAAAACUAACCAUCCCCCUUUCUCGGAGGAUCCCCAACGCCUCACGGGGUUGGUGGAGUCCCUUAUGUUCUCUCACCAGCCUACUUGAGAUGAUUGUCAACAGCUGCUGCAGACACUCUUCACAACCGAGGAGCGAGAGAGAAUUCUGUUAGAGGCUAGAAAAAAUGUUCCUGGGGCCGACGGGCGACCCACGCAGUUACAAAAUGAGAUUGACAUGGGAUUUCCUUUGACUCGCCCCGGUUGGGACUACAACACGGCUGAAGGUAGGGAGAGCUUGAAAAUCUAUCGCCAGGCUCUGGUGGCGGGUCUCCGGGGCGCCUCAAGACGGCCCACUAAUUUGGCUAAGGUAAGAGAGGUGAUGCAGGGACCGAAUGAACCUCCCUCAGUAUUUCUUGAGAGGCUCAUGGAAGCCUUCAGGCGGUUCACCCCUUUUGAUCCUACCUCGGAGGCCCAGAAAGCCUCAGUGGCCCUGGCCUUCAUAGGGCAGUCGGCCCUGGACAUCAGAAGAAAACUUCAGAGACUAGAAGGGUUACAGGAGGCUGAGUUACGUGAUCUAGUAAAGGAGGCAGAGAAAGUGUAUUACAAAAGGGAGACAGAAGAAGAAAAGGAACAAAGGAAAGAAAGAGAAAAAGAGGAAAGGGAGGAAAGACGUGAUAGACGGCAAGAGAAGAAUUUGACUAAGAUCUUGGCCGCAGUGGUUGAAGGAAAGAGCAGUAGGGAGAGAGAGAGAGAUUUUAGAAAAAUUAGGUCAGGCCCUAGACAGUUAGGGAACCUGGGCAAUAGGACCCCACUCGAUAAGGACCAGUGUGCAUAUUGUAAAGAAAAAGGACACUGGGCAAGGGACUGCCCCAAGAAGGAAAACAAAGAACUGAAGGUCCUAACUCUGGAAGAAGAUAAAGAUUAGGGGAGACGGGGUUCGGACCCCCUCCCCGAGCCCAGGGUAACUUUGAAGGUGGAGGGACAACCAGUUGAGUUCCUGGUUGAUACCGGAGCGGAGCAUUCAGUGCUGCUACAGCCAUUAGGAAAACUAAAAGAUAAAAAAUCCUGGGUGAUGGGUGCCACAGGGCAACGACAGUAUCCAUGGACUACCCGAAGAACUGUUGACCUGGGAAUGGGACGGGUAACCCACUCAUUUCUGGUCAUCCCUGAGUGCCCAGUACCCCUCCUAGGUAGAGACUUACUGACCAAGAUGGGAGCACAAAUUUCUUUUGAGCGAGGAAAACCAGAAGUGUCUGCGAAUAACAAACCCAUCGCUGCAUUGACCCUCCAAUUAGAAGAAAAAUAUCGACUAUAUUCUCCCCUAGUAAAGCCUGAUAAAAAUAUACAGUCCUGGUUGGAGCAGUUUCCCCAGGCCUGGGCAGAGACCGCAGGGAUGGGUCUGGCAAAGCAAGUUCCCCCGCAGGUUAUUCAGUUAAAGGCCAGUGCUACGCCAGUAUCGGUCAGACAGUACCCCUUGAGUAAAGAGGCUCGAGAGAGAAUCUGGCCGCAUGUUCAAAGAUUGAUCCAACAGGGCAUCCUAGUUCCUGUUCGGUCCCCUUGGAACACUCCCCUACUACCGGUUAGAAAGCCUGGGACCAAUGACUAUCGACCAGUACAAGACUUGAGAGAGGUCAACAAACGGGUGCAGGACAUACACCCAACAGUUCCAAACCCUUAUAACCGCUUGUGCGCUCUCCCGCCCGAAAGGAGUUGGUACACAGUAUUGGACUUAAAAGAUGCCUUUUUCUGCCUGAGAUUACACCCCACUAGCCAACCGCUCUUUGCCUUUGAGUGGAGGGAUCCCGGCACGGGAAGAACCGGACAGCUCACCUGGACCCGACUGCCCCAAGGGUUCAAGAAUUCCCCGACCAUCUUUGACGAAGCCCUACAUAGAGACCUGGCCAACUUCAGGAUCCAACACCCUCAGGUAACCCUCCUCCAAUAUGUGGAUGACCUACUUCUAGCAGGAGCCACUAAGCAGGACUGCUUAGAAGGUACGAAGGCACUGCUACUGGAAUUGUCUGACCUAGGCUACCGAGCCUCUGCUAAAAAGGCCCAGAUUUGCAGGAGAGAGGUAAUAUACUUGGGGUACAGUUUGCGGGACGGGCAGCGAUGGCUGACGGAGGCACGGAAGAGAACUGUAGUCCAGAUACCGGCCCCAACCACAGCCAAGCAAGUGAGGGAGUUUUUGGGGACAGCUGGAUUUUGCAGGCUGUGGAUCCCGGGGUUUGCGACCUUAGCAGCCCCACUCUACCCGCUAACCAAAGAAAAAGGAGAAUUCUCCUGGGCUCCUGAGCACCAGAAGGCGUUUGAUGCUAUUAAAAAGGCCCUGCUGAGCACACCUGCUCUGGCCCUCCCUGAUGUAACUAAACCCUUUACUCUUUAUGUGGAUGAGCGUAAGGGAGUAGCCCGGGGAGUUUUAACCCAAUCCCUAGGACCAUGGAGGAGACCUGUUGCCUACCUGUCAAAGAAACUCGAUCCUGUAGCCAGUGGUUGGCCUGUAUGCCUGAAGGCUAUCGCAGCUGUGGCCAUACUGGUCAAGGAUGCUGACAAAUUGACUUUGGGACAGAAAAUAACUAUAAUAGCCCCCCAUGCGUUGGAGAACAUCGUCCGGCAGCCCCCAGACCAAUGGAUGACCAACGCCCACAUGACCCACUAUCAAAGCCUGCUUCUCACAGAAAGGGUCACGUUCGCUCCACCAGCCGCCCUCAACCCUGCCACUCUUCUGCCUGAAGAGACCGAUGAACCAGUGACUCAUGAUUGCCAUCAAUUGUUGAUUGAGAAAACUGGGGUCCACAAGGAUCUUACAGACAUACCGCUGACUGGAAAAGUGCUGACCUGGUUCACUGAUGGGAGCAGCUAUGUGGUGAAAGACACUUUUUCAGGAUGGGUCGAGGCUUAUCCUACUAAGAAAGAGACUUCAACCGUGGUGGCUAAAAAAAUACUGGAGGAGAUUUUUCCGAGAUUCGGAAUACCUAAGGUAAUAGGGUCAGACAAUGGUCCAGCUUUCGUUGCCCAGGUAAGUCAGGGACUGGCCAAGAUAUUGGGAAUUGAUUGGAAACUGCAUUGUGCAUAUAGACCCCAGAGCUCAGGACAGGUAGAGAGGAUGAAUAGAACCAUUAAAGAGACCCUUACCAAAUUGACCACAGAGACUGGCAUUAAUGAUUGGAUAGCUCUCCUGCCCUUUGUGCUCUUCAGGGUUAAAAACACCCCUGGUCAAUUUGGGCUGACCCCCUAUGAAUUGCUCUAUGGGGGGCCCCCCCCAUUGGUAGAAAUUGCCUCUGUACAUAGUGCUGAUGUGCUGCUUUCCCAGCCUUUGUUUUCUAGGCUCAAGGCACUCGAGUGGGUGAGGCAGCGAGCGUGGAAGCAGCUCCGGGAGGCCUACUCAGGAGAAGGAGACUUGCAGGUUCCACAUCGCUUCCAAGUUGGAGAUUCAGUCUAUGUUAGGCGCCACCGUGCAGGAAACCUUGAAACUCGGUGGAAGGGCCCUUAUCUCGUACUUUUGACCACACCAACGGCCGUGAAAGUCGAAGGAAUCUCCACUUAG